Messenger RNA from Spodoptera frugiperda (fall armyworm), 4472 nucleotides. RefSeq lists its product as uncharacterized. Bases 416 to 1390 code for a protein of 324 amino acids. NCBI's taxonomy places the organism in Eukaryota, Metazoa, Arthropoda, Insecta, Lepidoptera, Noctuidae. The transcript has a single exon. The record is from RefSeq and is a predicted model, not a curated record.
GAGUUUGGACACUGGUCAAGGACGCCACGUAAAUCAUCCGCUCCGCAAAAUAAUUAAAAUCUCGCGGUAAAAGUGUUCUCCGAAUCAAAUUUUAGUGAAAUCUGUGAUUAUAACACUACAGUGAACAGAGUGCAUAAGUUUUUAACGAAGAUUCUGUAGUUUCUUAAUAGUAAACAACAAAACAAUAUUUCAAACAUUCACUUAAAAAAAGUUUGUUGUGACCGACGACGACAGUGCGUUAAAACGCGUAAGCGACACAAUAUCCACGGCGCUUACGACGUUCUUUCCGCGACCUACCGCGGCCGCCGGCCGGCGACGAAUUCCGGGAAUUGGACAAUCCUGCGCGCGCACAAACUGCGCUUACGAGUGAAUUAUUUUAUUUAGCUAUCUUUGUUUACACUACCUAUUAUAAAUUAUGGCAAAUAACUGUGCAAGCUGCAAUAAGCCCGUUAAAGCUACACACGCCAAAUGUACUCAAUGCGAACUUGUGUACCAUUACGUCUGUGUAAACCUAUCCAAUACUUCCAAACAGCUGGCUAGAGACUGGCUAUGCCCACUAUGUCAACCAACAGUGCUAAAUAUCACUCGAUCACCUGGACCAGCAUUAUCACCACUGUCAACCACCACGCAGUCUUCUGAUUCUGAAGUCCUGCGCAGCCUAGCUUCCGAAAUGAAAUUGCUUCGUGGCGAUGUGAGCGAUCUAAAGCAACAUAUUAACGACGUAUCCGAGCACCUCAAAAGGUGCUACACUCGACUUGACGAAUAUGAUACACGAAUCAAGACACUUGAAAAGCGGGAGGAAGAAAUUAUUUGCCUAAACAACACAAUUAGUAAUCUACGCGAACAACUAAACACACACACACAAGCUUCUAUACAAAAUGAAAUAGAAAUCUCGGGAAUUAACGAAUAUAAAAAUGAAAACCCGAUGCAUACCGUACGCGUAAUUGCACACAAAAUUGGAAUCUCCAUCGAUGACCAAGACAUUGACUAUGUGAGCAGAGCAGGGCCACGACGGCAGCAAGUGUCAAACACCACCGAUAAUUUACCCCGGAACCUAAUAGUUCGCUUUGUACGCCGACAUCAGCGUGACAACUUCUUGAAAGCUGCAAAAACCAGAAGUCCUCUGCAUUCAACUGAUAUAGAGAUACCCGGAGCCAACAGACAAGUGUAUAUCAACGAACGUCUCACUCCCGGGAACAGGCAGUUAUUUCGUGCGGCUAGACUGGCUGCGAAGGAACACGGGUAUAGAUACUGCUGGUGCAGGAACGGAGCAAUCCUUAUCCGAAAACAAGAAGGGAACCCGCCGAUCCGUAUACGGAACUCUGAUGACCUGGACCGCUACUUGGGACCAUCCACCGCGUCUCCGGCAUCUACAACCCCAGCGGACUAAGGACAGAACUGAAUAUUGUAAUGAUCUCACAAAGCACAAUUCUUACUUUAUCCUUUUUUAUAAUUUUGUUACUUUGUCUCUUAAUUUUAUUCACUUAGUAUUAAGCAUUACAAAACAUAAGAACAACUUGAUAUUAUGUACAUCAGACACUAUAGUCACUUAUAGACUUAAGUUCCCAAACACAGCACUUAUUACCACAAUACGCGACACACUAAACGACUUAUUACAUUUUGCAUCAACUCAUACACACAUUCUCUCAAAGUCAACAUUUAGUAACGUCGUCUAUAAGACGUUUUUACUACACGUAAUAAUAUACACAUGCUUACUACACACACUUUUAUCACACACUACAUUAACUCACAUAAUUAUUCACAACACCUGCUUAUUACACACCGAAAUAAAUCACAGAACUACUGUCUCAAUCCGCACACUUCUCAACGCACGUCUAGUACACACAAUAACAACUAUUACAUACAAUACUCAUCUGCGUCCUGCGAUCCACACCACUGACAGACCUAUAAUAACUCAAUUAAACCCAAGUAGUACAUGUCUAGUUUCCUUACACCCUAUAAUAAUCAUAGUAAUAGUGACAAGAAUAAUGAGAACUAACAACACAAUUUUCUUAAACUGCAUAAAUGGCUGUAUUUGACGUUAUACAAGACAUAGACUCUAACGUAAAUAUAACUUGUCAUAAAUGUGACUCAUUGGAAGACUGUAGGAAACUUAUACCUAAUAAUAACCAAAACCUCAAAAUACUGACAUUUAACAUAAGGAGUUAUAAUCGCAACUUUGAUGAAUUUUGUUUAGCUUUGAAUCGACUUGACUCUGACAUAGAUGUCAUUGUUCUGACGGAAUGUUGGCUUAGGGAAGGUUCAAUAUUAGAACCACUGCCGGGCUACGCAAUGUAUCGCUCUCACUCGCAACUAAAUAAAAACGGAGGCGUCAUAAUUUAUACUAAAACAAAUAGAAACGUAAAAGUAUUUGACUCAGUGAUCCUAGAAUCGGACAGCAUAAUAGUCAUCUUGGACAACAAAAUAGCCGUCAUAGGAAUAUAUAGAUCUCCAUCUACUCCAAAUGUAACUAACUUCUUAACAUCACUAGACUCCACUUUGUCACAACUAAAACAAUACCAAACAAUUACACUUGCUGGAGAUUUAAAUAUAGACAUAAUAAAUGCAACCAAUCCAAAUAGCUCGGAAUACCUCUGUUUAAUGGCUUCACACUCUCUUCUACCUGCAAUAACAGCUCAAACAAGAACAGACACUUGCCUCGAUCACAUAUUCAUAAAAUCUAAAUAUAACUCCAUGGGGAUAGUCGCAAAAUGCUCAAUUACAGACCACGAUAUUGCUUUGGCAGUCCUCUCACAAGCAAAUAGAGACAGAAACCUAUACACGAAACACAGAUUAGUUACCAAAACAGACGAUAACGCCAUCAAUGAAGAAUUGUCACAAACGGAUUGGUGUGACAUACUUAAAUCAAACUGUCCUGACAAAGCUGCAAAUACGCUCACUACUAUCAUCACUAGCAUAAUAAAUAAACACACACACAAAGUUAAAGUAAGCAAAAGCCGAUUCACACUCAAACCGUGGGUCACACCAGGACUUCUACGAUGUAUAAAGCAUCGUGACAAACUUCACCAAAUCACGAAGUCUGACCCAGAAGACGAUUUAAAAAAACUAAUUUAUACCCGAUACAGAAACUUUUGCAACGGCCUCUUACACAAAUUAAAAACUGAAUACAAUAGUCAACUGAUAAACAAAAACCAAAAAGAUCCGAAAAAAUUAUGGAACACUUUGAAAUCAAUUUAUAGCCCUGAUAAAAAUAAAACAAAAACUGGUGAUCAAUUAAUUCUAAACGCGGUGGAUCCUGUCCGCUCACUUGAUAACUGUAACGCUUACUUCACCAAUGUAGGAACAAAACUAUCCGACAGCAUACUAACACGUAUCUCUGAAACACAAGAAUCUCUAACCAGAAAAUAUAAAACGUCACACUCAUACUCUUUCUCUCAAAACUCUUUUUUCCUUCACCCAACAGAUGAAGAAGAAGUAUUUAAAUUCAUGUACCAACUUAAAAUUGACAGUGCACCAGGUAUAGAUGGUAUAACUACAAAGUUCCUCCUUAAACACAAGAAUUCAAUCCUCACUCCACUCACUCAUAUCUUUAAUCUUAGUCUGCAGACUGGGACUUUUCCGGAGUGCUGGAAAAUUGCAUCUGUCAGACCAAUACACAAAAACGGACCAGAAGAUACUCCCGAAAACUAUCGCCCCAUUGCUCUCUUACCCAUAAUGUCUAAAAUUCUUGAAAAAAUAGUAAACAACCGCCUAGUGAACUACUUUGAAAAACACAACUUAAACUCAGAUCGGCAAUUUGGUUUUCGGCGAGGGAAAUCAACAGUAGACGCAGCUACACUUCUAACAAAUUCAGUAGCCUCUUUCACUCAAGCUGGAGACCAAACUCUAGGGCUAUUCUUAGACCUGGCAAAGGCCUUCGACACCAUCUCAAUUAACCUCCUCCUGAAAAAAUUGGAAUGUGUAGGCAUACGAGGUGUUGCACUAGACUGGUUUACCAACUACCUAACAAACCGCAAGCAAAUGGUAACAGUAGGGGAAUAUUCAAGUGAAUUGCUUCCCAUUAGCUUCGGUAUCCCACAGGGUAGCAUACUAGGCCCAACCUUAUUUAGUUUCUAUAUGAACGAUAUUUUAAACACACAUAUACCUAACUCCAUAACUAUAUCAUAUGCCGAUGACACCGUUAUACUGUUUCACGACAAAUCUUGGGAGAAAGUAUACCAACUAGCAGAAGAAGGUUUACUAAUAAUUUCCGAAGCCCUAGACAGAAAUCUCUUGACACUGAACAUAAAAAAAACCAAAUACGUCACCUUCUACAAAACAGUGGCUUCCCGACCACCAAGACAACUAGCAAUAAAAUACCACACCUGCUACACACCCCUUCAACCACCUCCUUCACACUGCAACUGUACUACAAUAGAACACACACCUACUAUCCAAUAUCUCGGCAUCACGCUAGACGAAAACCUAUCAUUUAAAGCACACAUACAAUCACUCUCCAGCAAGGCUCGCAA